Molecule: messenger RNA, 366 nt
Organism: Cooperia oncophora
Lineage: Eukaryota; Metazoa; Nematoda; Chromadorea; Rhabditida; Trichostrongylidae
Source: the annotation of a GenBank genome assembly
AUGUCGGAGAACGCGGCAGCGUCUAUUGAACAGCCGUUUCGUUUUGGAAAUGGAGUAGAAUUGCCUCCAUUUCGUUCGUUCAACGAUUUCAUCCUUGGCAAAGCACGUUUCGAUCUUCCACCCUAUAAUGACUUACCGAGGUGGAACAAUCGAAUCAUAUCAAACCUACUCUACUACCAAACUAACUACUUUGUCGUCUUUGCUGUACUUUUUGUUUUACAGAGUUUCUUUAAUUCACAGGACUUGGCACUCGGUUUGUCUGCUGUAGUAGUAGUUGCAGCUGUAGUUAGUACUUUGAUUUUUUUGUCGCAUUCUAAUGGUCUCUUAUUUCCUUUGGCUUUCUUUCUUCAACCGCUCAACUUAAGA